AUGCCAGACGGCGAAACAUUCUCCAUUUCUCUGGCGUCUCUUCGGACAUCGUUAAUAUCUCGCUUUUUCGUAACAUUUUUCGAUUUUUACUAGGUGUCAAUCGAGAAAUCAGAGAAAACUUUUUCCAUAUUUCUCUAAUUUCUCUUGAUCUCUAGCUCUCUCAUCGAUUUCUUUUGAAUUUCAAUUUUUUUUUCAAUUCAUAUAAAUCCCCAAUAUCUUUCAGUGGAUCCCCAUCACGUCACCUUUUUCAAAUCGAAGCCUCGAUUUUUGUUUCAGUCAGUGUAUACAGUUCGACUGUGGCCUUGUCAGCGUUUAUUGUUAUGGAAAUAUGGUAACUACUACUUUUUCUCAGUCCAUUGAAAAAAUCCUUUUUAGAUUUUAUUUUGAUCUUGGAAGAACUAGAGAAAAAUCAAAAAAACUACUCACAUGAUUUUACGCGAUCGAUUAGCCUUUUAAGAUGCCGAAAGUUCGCUCCAUUGAUAACUUGAUGAAAAUAUUCAUACCGAUCUUCGAAUCGAACCUGAAACCGUCAAGUUUUAGAAAAAUGAUAUGGAAAAAUGAAUUUGGCCGCAUUCUCAAACAAAAAAAUUCCCCCAGCUCGAUCCAACGAAAUUUGAAAACGACUGACAUCUCUGUGACGCUCGCAUGUUUAUGCGCUAUCUAUAAAACCUCGAAUGUACUCAAAACGGCAAUCAAAGAAAAAAUGAUCGGAUCAAAAAAUUGAUUAUUUUUUCAGACCUUCUGCGCUCUCCUGGACAAACCGUAUUCAGCGAAGGAUCUAUCACAGCUGAACAAUCUGCCGUUCAGCAUACUUACUCACAAAUUCUCUUUCUACCCUGAUAAUUCCACCUCCGACUGUAAUCAGCCGCACAAGGAAUGGCUCGAUGCUUAUUUUGUCCCAUGA
This is a messenger RNA of Caenorhabditis auriculariae, 904 nucleotides long. The record is from the annotation of a GenBank genome assembly. Lineage: Eukaryota; Metazoa; Nematoda; Chromadorea; Rhabditida; Rhabditidae.